AUGCUGGACUUCCUGGUACCUGGUCCUCUGGUGAGGCUGUGCAUGGGCCUUGCAUGCAUCCUGUCCCUUUGGAACACAGUGUCUGCUAUUAAAGAAGAAGCCAAGAAGGAAAAGGUCAUGACCUUCCUACCUACAACAGUGUCUGGCUUUGGAGGAGAAGAGAAGAAGGAACAGGGGAUGGCCUUUCUUGAUACCACAGAACUGCCCGCAAGGUCUGUCGAUCUGUCAGCACUUAACCUGACAGAGCUGGUGAACGGGAUGCUGAGGAGAGCUUUAAAAGACAGCAAGAGGUUCUUCUCCUUGCUGAGCAUCACCUCCUACAGUUCCUUUGCCUUCCACAAGUUGUCUGUGGCCAUUUACAACAUUUCUAACCUGAAGACCGUGGACCCAGCCAAAUUCCCCACACGCUACUGCUACUGUCUGAACAAUCGGACCAGUGACGUGUCAGAUUUCACAGCCCUGCUGGUGGACGUUAUUGGGAAUUCUACCAGCUUCCUCACAGAGAUUUUUAAGUCGACCUCCAUCCUGUCAGUGAGUCAGACGAAUGAAUCCAAUUGCAUCUUCAUCUGUAUGAUGACAGGAAAGUCAGGACGGAAUCUUUCUGACUUCUGGGAGAUGGCAGAGAAAUCACCUGUUAUCAAUUACACAUUUACCAGCAGCAUGUCUGGUGUUCUGGGUGCAGCUACCAGGGGGACGGCCGUGACUUCAAAGCUCCCGCCCACAAGCCAGCAGACACAGCCAGGAACGCGCCCUCCGCGAGAAGCCCAGGGCACCAGAGGGUCUGUGCAGAGAACCUCACCCUGGAUGGAGACGACCCCGCCUUCGGAGGGAGAGCAGACGGCGGGCACAGACAGGCUCCCUCCGCUGCGUGCCAGGACCGCGGCCCCUGUGGGCAGCGCCUCUCCCACCCUUCCAGGCUUGGCUACCAGGAGGGUGGCCGGAAACCCAUGGGUGGCAGCCAACAGGCCGGUAUGGGCUUCCACACUGCCUGUGCCCUGGACUCAGAGCAUCGGUGAGAAAACGCCUGGAGCGCCUCCCUGGAAAACACGCUCUUCCACACCGACUUCUCCUGCCGAGGCCAUGAGCUCGAGAAGCCUGCCUGGGCCUCCUGCCUGGACAGCGGCCACACGUGCCAGCCCAUCCCAGACCAGCCGAGCCACAGGAACAUUCACCGCUGGUGCACAGACUCCGAGUCCAACCAAGGCACCGGCACCCGGAUACCCACAGACAGGUGACUUCCCUGCCCUGUUGCCGUUUGCCCCUGGAGAAGAGCCAACCCUGCUCCCAGGACCCCGUCGAGUUUCAAGGUGUCCUCAGUCAUUCCACAAAGAAAGGGUUUCUGUUACCCCGGCCAUCCAGAAGCUCAACCCUUGCCUGAUGGAGCUAUGCCGCUUUUUCCAGCAAUGUCUCUGCAUGAGCCAGAGAAGAGUCCCCAGGAUGGAGGCCAUGAGGUACUGUCUUGAACACUAUUCCUGGUUUCUGAAGAAUGCAACCUACAUCUGUCAGAGGGUGAAAAGGGUGUCCCACUCACACACCUUGAAACAAAAAUGCCUUGAAAACAUCUGCAAGUCUGUGUGA
Messenger RNA from Manis pentadactyla (Chinese pangolin), 1578 nucleotides. It is a transcript of the gene HHLA1, whose product is annotated as HHLA1 neighbor of OC90. The record is from RefSeq and is a predicted model, not a curated record. Bases 1 to 1578 code for a protein of 525 amino acids. The transcript has 16 exons. NCBI's taxonomy places the organism in Eukaryota, Metazoa, Chordata, Mammalia, Pholidota, Manidae.